This is a messenger RNA of Galdieria sulphuraria, 3072 nucleotides long. Its product is annotated as F-type H+-transporting ATPase subunit a. Gene Ontology annotation, molecular function: proton-transporting ATPase activity, rotational mechanism; ATPase binding. The transcript has 7 exons. NCBI's taxonomy places the organism in Eukaryota, Rhodophyta, Bangiophyceae, Galdieriales, Galdieriaceae. Gene Ontology annotation, cellular component: vacuolar proton-transporting V-type ATPase complex; vacuolar proton-transporting V-type ATPase, V0 domain. Gene Ontology annotation, biological process: proton transmembrane transport; vacuolar acidification. The record is from RefSeq and is a predicted model, not a curated record. Bases 473 to 3043 code for a protein of 856 amino acids.
CCUAUUUACAAACUCUUUGAAGCUUCCGAUCAACUCUUCUCGAUAGAGUCCGUUCACUGUAGUAGGACCACGUCUUGGGAAGCGGCCUAGUCCUUCUUCUCUUUCCCUGUAGCUUGGUGUGCAGUUUUGCAUCAAGUCGUAUGCCAUAUUUUCUCGGUACUUCUCACCAAGAAACACUACGUCGUUUCUUCUGGUGCCGAGUGAAUAUCACAGCAAGUCUCCCACUGAGAACCAACAAAUUAGAGUAAUUUCUGGAGAAGCGAUGUCGUUGGGUCAAUUUCUCUCUCGUAGGUGAUUGAUUGGCCCAUCGGCUUCCUUUCAAAGGCUUUCGACUUUCAUUCUUUCUUUCUUUGUAAUCACUUGAAUUGGAAAAGAAAAGAAAUAAAUUACUUUCGAAUGCGAGCGUCCAUUCUAUAUUUUGCUGAGAAUUAACCUUUAAGUGGUCCACUUUCUUUCACAAGAUAUAUCUAUUAUGGGUUCACUUUGUCGUUCUCAAGAAAUGAUCAAACUCCGACUGUUUGUUGAAAAAUCAGUUGCUCACGAAACUAUGGUGGAACUCGCUGAACUUGGCGUGUUUCAAUUAAACGACUUGAAUGAAGAAAAGUCAACUUUUCAAAGAACUUUUGCCGCGGACGUCCGCUUGUGCGAUGAAAUGCAAAGACGCCUACGCUUUCUGGAGGAACAGGUUGAUUUUCAGCUAGAGGAACAACGUCUAGAGGAUACAAUAACGGUAGAAGCAUUGCAGUCUCUCCAACUUGAGGAAUUGGCGCGCUAUCUUUGCGAUCUUGAAGGGAACGUUACGGAGAUGAACAGUCACUGGGGAGCUUUGAAAGCAGAAGAAAGAAAAGUGGCGGAGCACGCAAUACUCUUACAGGCGGGAGCAAAGUUUUUUGAAGACGCUCCAAAAGUUUCCUUGUCGGAAUAUGGCACAACCAUUAUGUCGCCUGAUCCCGAGCACAGAAGCAUAAAUAUUCCAAGAUCUAGUGCAAAAAAUGAUGAAGAGACGACAAGUCUCCUCGGUGUAUCGAAGACAGGGAGAGAUGGGAUGGAAGAAAGUAUACUUGGCUAUUAUGCUGGCUUUAUCUCUUUUGAAAAUAUUCAUCCCUUUGAACGCAUUCUUUUUCGGGUAUCGCGAGGUAAUGCAUAUCUUCGACUUGUAUCUUUAGAUGAAAUUUCGUCUGUGAAUAUUCGUUUUGAAAAAAUGGAGAAUGAAUGGGGAAGAAAGAGAGUAUUUAUCGUAUUCUUUCCUGGAGUUGCUCUUGGGACCAAGAUUCUAAAGAUAUGUGAGGCUUUUUCUGUAUCCCUGUAUAAUUUGCCUGAAGGAGAAGUCGAGCGGUAUCGUCUAUUGCAAAGUUUGGAACAAGAGUUUAAUGACCUACAAACUGUGAUAGCCUCCACACAGUCUCAAAGAGAAGAAGCAUUUCGCGAAAUUGCUUUACAGUUGUCCUUAUGGAAAGAGAAGGUCCGAAGAGAAAAGACUAUUUUUCAUGCUUUGAAUCUGUUAAACUACGAUACGAGCAAUAAUGUGUAUAUUGCGGAUGGUUGGUGUCCUUUAGAUGAAUAUGGAAAUCUUCAAGAUUGCCUUAGUCGAGCCCAAAAGAGAGCGCAUGCACAGAGUCCGACCGUUGUAGAAGUUAUCAAGUAUCCCAAAGAUACUCCUCCAACAUUUUACAAGUUGAACAAGUUUACAAUUGUAUUCCAAAAUGUUGUAGAAUCAUAUGGAGUUCCUUGUUAUCAGGAACUUAAUCCUGCACCUUUUACUAUUGUCACUUUCCCCUUUUUAUUUGCCAUAAUGUUUGGAGAUAUUGGACAUGGAAUGUUAAUGACUCUAGUUGCAGCCAUUUUGAUUUUCAAAGAGAAGCAGUUGGGAGGAAGAAAGUUGAAUGAGCUAGUGCAAACUUGUUUCGAUGGCAGGUAUAUGAUUUUGUUGAUGGGUUUGUUCUCAGUUUAUACUGGUUUCAUUUAUAAUGAGUGCUUUGGUGUUUCUCUUAAUCUGUUUCAAACGCGUUGGAAAUUUACAGAUGCAUCAUCUUUAGCUUGUGGAGUCGACAGCUGUGCAGAUGCUUUGUCAAACAAACCUCCUCUAGAUAUUUAUCCUUUUGGGUUUGACCCUGUUUGGAGUAGAGCUCAAAAUGGCCUUUCUUUUUUGAACUCGUACAAAAUGAAGUUGAGUAUCAUCGUUGGUGUCACACAAAUGCUUCUUGGUAUUGUAUUAUCCUAUUUCAACGCUUCUUUUUUCAGGAGUGGUUUGGAUAUUUGGUAUGUAUUUGUACCUCAACUUUUGUUUAUGAGUUGCACAUUUGGUUACUUGGUAUUGUUAAUAUUUAUCAAAUGGUUAACAAACUGGAAUGCUCCCAGUUGCUUAUCUGAUUCUCGUUGUCGUCCUCCUGACCUCAAAAACACUCUCAUUGGCUUGUUUAUGACUCCAUACAAAGUAGCAGAAGAUGCCAAGUUAUUUCCUUUUCAAGGUGAAAUUCAAUCGGUUUUACUGUUGAUAGCUAUCGUUUCUGUUCCUUGGAUGUUGCUUCCCAAGCCUCUCAUACUACUUUAUCGUCAUCGUAAGAGCAAGAUUGUGAUUGGAAAUGAAGAACAACGUCCUUUGCUCGAUAAGGAAUUAAGUACUCAGACCAACAAUCAUGUACAAGGCGGUACUCAUUCAGAUAUGAACAAGAAGGAAGAAGAGUCUUUCGAUUUCGGCGAGGUGAUGAUUCAUCAACUCAUACAUACUAUCGAAUUUGUAUUGGGAGCUGUUAGUAAUACUGCUAGUUAUUUGCGUUUAUGGGCGCUAAGCUUGGCUCACUCGGAGUUGAGUUUGGUAUUCUUAGAAAAGGUUUUAUAUAAUACAAUUUCGUUGGAACAUCCUAUAGCGAUUAUGAUUGGUUUCUUGCUUUGGGCGUUUUUAACAAUAGGCGUAUUGUGCCUUAUGGAAUCACUUUCAGCGUUUCUACAUGCUUUGCGUUUACAUUGGGUCGAGUUUCAGAACAAAUUUUAUAACUUGCAAGGAGAAGGAAGGAAAUUUAUUCCGAUGUCUUUUUCAAUAUGAACUUUUGGAAUAAAAUUUUUUUUAUAACA